Messenger RNA from Porites evermanni, 4260 nucleotides. The record is from the annotation of a GenBank genome assembly. NCBI's taxonomy places the organism in Eukaryota, Metazoa, Cnidaria, Anthozoa, Scleractinia, Poritidae.
AUGGCCUGCUGCACAACUUCAUAUGCAUCCACCAAAGAGACAACAAAUUAUGCUCGUCUGUGUCGUCUUCUUGUGGAUGUAGGAUCCCAGGCAUUGAGAAACAAGUUUGAUAGUAUUCACCCACCAGCGGGCCUACAUGGAAUUCUUACAAAGCCUCCAGCACACCCAGUACUGCAGACACUUAGAAAGAAGAGAAUUCUCAAUCCCACUCAAUGGGCCAAGCUGUAUCCCCCUUCACGUCCAUCCGUAUCUUCGAAAGAUUUUGAUGUCACACUGCUGAUGUUGCUCUUAAGGAAUGUAUGUGGCUUGACUCCUCCAACCACUGGUUGGGACAAUCUGCCACCUGCUGCAGAUAUGAGUGUUGAAGCCAACAUAGCUAGGGUGAAGUAUUACCGGAACCAUGUAGUUGGACAUUCCAGCCAGGCAUCUGUGGAUGAUACAACAUUUAAUACUUAUUGGCAGGAUAUAAGUAAUGCAUUGGUAGGACUGGGUGCAGAUGCUGCUGCUAUCAGUAAACUGAAGACUGAGAGCAUGGAUCCUGUCAUUGAGAAACACUACCAAGAAUUACUGAGGGAUUGGAAGAAAGAUGAUGAUAGCAGCAAAGACAGACUAGAUGAGAUUGAAGGUAAGUUGAAAAGUCCAUAAUCAUUGUGGAUGAAAGAAAUAACAAUAAGCUUCUAACAAAAUUAUGCAUAAAGAAAUGCUAGAAACUGUUUUAUUACACUGAAGGUGUAAGGCAUGAAUCAUUUCAGUUAAGAGAAAUCAUGCCAAGCAUGACUGUUGCUAACUUCAUGACCUACAAUAUAUUCCCCUAGACCUGGACUGAAAUUUCAGCCGCCCCCUUGAGAGGACAGCUGUAACUUUGGCUACCCUAAACCCUCCUACAUAAGAAAAAAAGGGGGAGUGGUAGUGGUUAUGUUAUUUUGUAGCUUUACUCCCCCUACCUCUGGAGGAGCGUGUGACCACAGCCAUAAUAAGAAAUUCUUGUGCCCUUAAAAAGGUGUUCCAGUCAACACUUGCUAGAUAGCCAUUCCAUUUAACUAUACUUCUAGCUGUGAUCUCUCCCGGACUGAUUAAUGGAUUUUUGAUUCUGAUAACAAACAGAGCUACUAAAGCACACGAGUGAUCAAAUAAUCAAAAGUCAAAGGAAAAUUAUAGCAAGUUUGACGGUUCCUGCAGAGCGCGCAAAACAAGAAAAAGGUAUGCUUACCACUGUGAUAAAACCUUGGUUUUUCUCCAUGAGGUCCGUGACAUACAAUGUACAAGCACAACCUUGCAGAACUAACAAACAAUUUUACAUUGAGUUUCUUUCAGCCUAGAACCAUGAAGAAAACCGGUGCAUCUUUUUCCCUUCUGUAUUUAAAACUGUUGGUUGUCUGUUUUGUUUUCCCCAAGAACAUUGUCAAUUAGUUCACAAAAAACAGUGAAUAAACAUAGGGCAGUCACUUGCCAACGUGUAAACCUCUAUACAAAGAAAUCUAGAAAGACUAAGGAUUAACAGAAUAAGAAGGCACUAAAUAUUUUUCUCAUAAAGAAAAUGGUGAAGUUCCUUGAUACUUGGUUGUAUUUUCAGAAGAAAGCUUUUAGGGAAAUUUUCUUAGGAAGAAUAAAUUUGAGGAUAUUUAACUACAGAAAAGUUACACAUCCUGUGAGAUGACACCCCCCAGACAGGAAAAAUAAUGAAGACGGAACAUGCAAGUUCUGCAGCUAAAGUUUAAGUUGUGCAGUUAGCAGUUAAACGGGUUCAGUAGACUGUAACAGGGUGUUAUGAUAUUUUUUUCAGGUGCUUUUGACCCAACUGAAUUUAUCGAUGGCAUUCGCCAACUCUACAGCACCCGUGAAAGAUGGAUUGCACCCUUUCCGUGGUGUGAAAAAUUUCGAUUAGGCCUUGAUAACAAUUUUACCAGACUCAAAAUAGUGAGCAGGAAGAAAGAAAGGGGGGAAAAGACUGAUGAAACUGUUACGAUGAACGAUAUCUUUAAACCACACGAGGAAUGCCCACAUCCUAGGACGGUGUUGAUUGAAGGGAAGCCAGGUAUAGGAAAGACCACACUCUGUUAUAAACUUGCUUACGACUGGGCAACGAAGAAACAAGGGGAAGAACAUUCUUCAGAGACUUUUUUUCCAAACUUCCAAGUAGUUUUGUUUCUUAAAUGUCGAGACAUACAGCCUUACCUUUGGGAAGCACAGGUUUUGCCUCGAUCCAAAAAAGAACAGCUGGAGGAAAUCUUUAAUUCCGUUCUUUGGAAUGCCAUUGAUGAUCAACUUCUGCCUCAAGAUGUCACAAAAGAAGAUAAGGAGGAAUUCUUCAAAUUCAUUCGCCAUAAUCAGCCAGACAUUUUACUGGUACUUGAUGGAUUGGAUGAGUUGCCUACCAAUAUGUUACCAGCGUUUAAGGAAGUAAUUCAAGGAAGAAUCUUACAAAGAUGUCACAUUGUAGUAACAGCACGACAGGAGGUUGGUAUGGAGGUGCGCGAAUGCUGCGACAGGUUGCUAGAAAUUGAAGGUUUUACCAAAGAAGACGCCCGAGAGUUUAUCGUCAAAUACUUCAAGGAGGACGCUCAUUUGGCCGAGAAGCUAUUAAUCAAACUAAACCUUGACGAAAACCUCAGACAGUUGACAGAAAGUCCUUUAAACACUGUACUUCUUUGUCUCCUAUGUGAAGACUUUGAUGGUGUUUUUCCAGAGAGUGGCACACAGCUGUAUCUAGAAAUAGUAGAGUGUGUUCUUAGAAGAUACAGAAAAAAGAAAGGUUUACCACUACCAAAGGCCAAGGGCGAAGACCUCACCAAAGUAUACAAGACUCAACUGAAACAGCUUGGCUCGAUCGCGUUGAAGGGCCUCCUUCAGAAAAGCAUGUCCUUCGACGAAAGCGAGUUUGAAAAUUGUGAAGUCGAAUUAACUGAAUUUGGCUUUUUGUCCGUGGAGUGUGGCCGGAGCAAAGUGCGACCAUCUCUUAACUAUUGCUUUUUACAUAAAACAUUUCAGGAACUUUUUGCAGCAUUUUACCUCUGUUGCCAGGUUCUAAAUAACGAAGUUUGUCCAGAAAACAUAAUUACAGACACCAGAUAUUUCUGUGAGCUCAGACAAGUGCUUUUGUUCACAUGCGGCCUGUUGGCUUCACAACCUGAAAAGGUAAAGCCUUUGAUCGCCAGUAUUGCUGAAGAGGUACACAAUAACGAUGAAUUAUUUUUCGCAUUACAGUGCAUUGGUGAAUGUAGAAACGACACAAGUUCUUCCCUUCAUGUGCUGUUAUCUCGUUCCCUUGGCUCAAAUAUUCAAAUAACAAAGCUGGACUUUUCAUCCUUGGCCCUUGGUAAUAAUUGUUUUCAGUGUUCUACAUUGGCAGAGGUAAUCAAACACAAUUCAACAAUAACAGAGUUGGCUUUGUCAUUAAAUAGACUUGGUACUGGUGACUGUACUGCACUGGCGGACGCAAUCAAACAUAAUUCAACAAUAACAGAGUUGAAUUUGUCAUGGAAUAAACUUGGUACUGGUGACUGUACUGCACUGGCGGAAGCAAUCAAACACAAUUCAACAAUAACACAGUUGGAUUUGUCAUUAAAUGAACUUGGUCCUGGUGACUGUACUGCACUGGCGGAGGCAAUCAAACACAAUUCAGCAAUAACACAGUUGAAUUUGUCACAGAAUGAACUUGGGAUUGGUGACUGGACUGGACUGGCAGAAGCAAUCAAACACAAUUCAACAAUAACACGGUUGGAUUUGUCAUCAAAUAGACUUGGUACUGGUGACUGUACUGCACUGGCGGACGCGAUCAAACAUAAUUCAACAAUAACAGAGUUGAAUUUGUCAUGGAAUAAACUUGAUCCUGGUGACUGUACUGCACUGGCGGAAGCAAUCAAACACAAUUCAACUAUAACACAGUUGGAUUUGUCACGGAAUGAACUUGGGAUUGGUGACUGUACUGCACUAGCGGAAGCAAUCAAACACAAUUCAACAAUUACACAGUUGAAUUUGUCACGGAAUGAACUUGGGAUUGGUGACUGGACUGGACUGGCAGAAGCAAUCAAACACAAUUCAACAAUAACACAGUUGGAUUUGUCAUUAAAUAGACUUGGUACUGGUGACUGUACUGCACUAGCGGAAGCAAUCAAACGCAAUUCAACACUAACGAAGUUGAAUCUGUCAGGCAAUGACCUUAAUGCUCAUGAUGUUACUGCAUUGGCGGAGGCAAGCAAUUACAAUUCCUUAGUAACCGUUGAAUUUUAUAAACAACAGCCUCUGUGUUGGUGGAAGUGA